AUGAAUAACAGUAAAAAGGACGAAUUGGUGGCAAACUGCAUCCGAUGUCUUGCAGCGGACGUUGUGCAGGAGGCAAACAGUGGGCACCCCGGAACGCCGAUGGGCAUGGCACCCAUCGCUCACGUUCUGUGGUCAGAGGUGAUGAAGUAUGACAGCAAGGACCCUUCUUGGAUGGAUCGCGAUCGUUUUGUGUUAUCUAAUGGACACGCUUGUGCCUUGCAGUACGCGAUGCUGCACCUCGCCGGCUACAAUGUUUCAAUGGAAGAUCUUAAGAAGUUUCGCCGGUUGGGCUCCCGCACUCCCGGUCACCCGGAGCGCGGCUUUACGACUGGAAUUGAAGUAACAACCGGGCCACUCGGUCAAGGCAUUGGUGAGGGCGUUGGUCUCGCCAUUGCGGAAGCGCAAUUGGCCGCCACAUACAAUCGGCCGGGCCACAAUAUCAUUGACCAUUGGACGUAUGUAUUUUGUGGUGACGGUUGUCUAAUGGAGGGUAUCGGUCAAGAGUCCCUUUCUCUUGCCGGCCAUCUUGGGCUUGAAAAGUUUGUGUUGGUGUAUGACUCGAAUCACAUCAGCAUCGACGGAAGUACCGACCUCGCCUUCACCGAGCAACCGAAACAAAAGUACGAGUCUAUGGGGUUCCACGUCAUCAUGGUGGAUAAUGGUGAUACGGGCUUUGAUGCGAUUCGAGAAGCCUUUGAGGAGUGCAAGAAGGUGAAGGGAAAGCCAAAGUUGAUUGUUCUCAACACAACAAUUGGCUUCGGUUCGGGACUAGCGGGUACUGAAAAGGUUCAUGGUGCUCCUCUUGGUGAUAGUGACAUUCAGCAGUUGAAAAGGCGCUUUGGUCGCGAUCCUUCAAAGAAGUUUUACGUCGAGGAGGAAGUGUAUGAUGUUUUCAAGCAGCAUGUUGCCGUCUGCGAGCAGAAGCAUGAGGCGUGGAAAGCGGCAAUGAAGAAGUAUGCUGCUGAAUUCCCCAAGGAGGCCGCAGCACUGGAGGCACAAUUAAAGGGUGAGCUUCCCUCUGGAUGGAAAUCGCAGCUGCCGCUGAACGAUGCCUCGAAGAUUGCCACACGCAAAGCCAGCGAGAACACUCUGGGGACGCUCUUUUCUAUCAUCUCGGGACUCAUUGGUGGAUCUUCGGACCUCACACCAAGCAAUCUCACACGUCCGAAUUCGGCUGCUUUGACUGACUUCCAGAAAGCCACUCCACAGGGUCGUUACAUUCGUUUUGGUGUCCGCGAGCAUGCCAUGUGUGCCAUCAUGAACGGUAUCCACGCCCAUGGUGGGUUUAUUCCCUUCGGUGGAACAUUCCUCAACUUUUUUGGCUACGCGCUUGGUGCUGUUCGCCUCUCCUCCCUGAGUCAUCACCAAGUUAUUUUUGUGGCGACUCACGACAGCAUCGGUCUUGGCGAAGAUGGUCCAACGCAUCAGCCGGUGGAACUCCUUGCAUUCCUGCGUGCCAUGCCAAACUUGCUGGUGUUUCGUCCGAGUGAUCAAACGGAAACGAGUGCAGCAUGGGCAUUGGCGCUUGAAAACGCGAAGGGACCAUCUAUUAUCUGUCUCAGCCGUCAGAAUACAGUGCCUCAAUCGGCUUCCUCCAUGGAUGGUGUUGCAAAGGGUGCGUAUGUGAUUCAUUCCGCCGAUAAGCCGCAACUCGUUCUUGUCUCCAGUGGCUCGGAGGUUUCACUUGCGGUUGAUGCCGCGAAGGCGCUCGCAGCAGAGCUAAGAGUGGCAGUUGUUUCAAUGCCAUGCCAAGAGCUCUUUGAUCAGCAGUCCGUUGACUACCAGAAAACAGUAUUCCCCGACGGCGUUCCCGUGCUUUCCAUUGAACCGUAUGUCAAUUACGGCUGGGAGAAGUAUUCGCACUACCAUGUUGGCAUGCCGGGCUUUGGCGCCUCUGCCCCAGGAGGGGAACUGUACAAGCAAUUCAACAUCACCACGGAGCACGUCGCUGCGAUGGGCCGGAAGUUGGCCGCCAAGUACCCCAACGGCAACGCCCCAGAAAAGCGUGUGCAUCUGUGA
Trypanosoma cruzi is the source of this 2019-nucleotide messenger RNA. Its product is annotated as transketolase, putative. Lineage: Eukaryota; Euglenozoa; Kinetoplastea; Trypanosomatida; Trypanosomatidae. The transcript has a single exon. Gene Ontology annotation, cellular component: cytosol. Gene Ontology annotation, molecular function: transketolase activity. Bases 1 to 2019 code for a protein of 672 amino acids. Gene Ontology annotation, biological process: pentose-phosphate shunt. The record is from RefSeq and is a predicted model, not a curated record.